Adelges cooleyi (spruce gall adelgid) is the source of this 2172-nucleotide messenger RNA. RefSeq names its product dynein axonemal intermediate chain 4-like. Gene Ontology annotation, cellular component: axonemal dynein complex. Bases 1 to 2172 code for a protein of 723 amino acids. Lineage: Eukaryota; Metazoa; Arthropoda; Insecta; Hemiptera; Adelgidae. Gene Ontology annotation, biological process: cilium movement. The record is from RefSeq and is a predicted model, not a curated record. Gene Ontology annotation, molecular function: dynein heavy chain binding; dynein light chain binding. The transcript has 5 exons.
AUGGAAAGUGAUGAAACAGAAUUUAAAAAAAACGAAGAGACUUCAAUACCAAAGUUAGUUUUGAAACCAGUGAAAAAACACUCAGGUCGGAGGGCAGAUACAAUUGCGGUAAACGCUCAGAGCUAUGAGUUUUACUUGGAAAAAAAAAAUGUUACUCCUCUGCCGCUCGACAGCACUACAUUUGUUCGUAUGGAAGAGAAAGAUAUAGAAUUGUCGAAAAAAGAGGAUUCAAAUUUCAUGAAAGAGACUGCCGAAACGCAUACAGAAGGAGAUGCUAUUAAUUACUUCUUACACGGUUCAACCGAAACGGCUAAUAGCCUGUUACGUGACGUUUUUACCAAAUAUCAGUACAACCAGAAUGCUGAGACGACGCAAUAUAAAGCUGGUCCCAAUAUGAUCAACCAACACGAGGUCAUUGAAAAAGGAUACGAGAUCGAAUUGACCGAAAGCGACACGUUUUUUCUGUUAGAAUUUCGUGGUGGCAUUGCUGUGGAAGGCGAUGGAGAUUAUGAAAGAGUCUUGGAAGAGAACGCUCGUCACCGGAAAAUCGCUGCACGACCGAAGAAUUUGGUGGAGAGCAGCACCCAAACUGUAAACACCCUUAUGGAACGCGACGAUAGAGUAUGUCAAACCCAAAAUUCGUCUUCGACUGCAGCCGGCACCCAAGUGUCUGUUUAUAAUUUAAUGUACGAGUACGACAUCAAAGAAGAGUCGGAUUUGCCAGAAGAAAAACAUACGUCCUUGGUACCUGUGGAUUCUGAUGACAAUAUGCUUCACAAACAAGAACAACCGUUUAUAGAUAAACAAGCGUUGGCAGUAAACGCAAUGAUAAUGGAACGAGUAUUAGCCAGCAACUCGAUGGCCCAUCAACAGCUUAUGCUAAACGAGGAUUUGCCAUACAGGACGUUGGAAAGAGGAAAACAGUGUGACAACUAUGAAUGUGUAUUUGUUUAUCGAUGCGCUCUGGGGAAUGAAAUCAAUAAAAAUCUGACGGCUAGAUGCUUGGACUGGAACAUGGCGACCAAACACCUUCUGGCCGUCGGUUAUGGUAAAUUUUUUUACGAUUACAAUGAGACACCGGGAGCAGUGGCCGUGUGGAGUAUUAAGAAUCCACAGAACCCAGAAAGAUUUUACGAAUUCAAUAAAUCAGUUACGUGUUUGAAGUUUUUCGUGGAAAAACCAAACUUCUUAGCAAUAGGAUUCUAUUGCGGCAACGUCCUGAUCAUCGACAUAUCCAGUACAAGUUUGAAUGUCAUUUUUGAUAAGUCCGUUCAGUUUUCAGGAAUAGAUCCAAUUCUUGAUCUUUAUUGGACGUUCCAAGUUAACAUUAAACUACCUGACGUUGUUCCAUCUGAAAGUCUAGUAACUUGCGAUGGUAACGGUAGAGUAGUCAGUUAUUCAUACAUACACAAUUUAUUCGAAGAAAAAGAACUUGUUCAACUUGAUGAAAUCAGCAUGUCUAAUAACACAAAGAUAGAACAGACAAACUUGGACAAAAAGUUCAAACUGGAGAGGUUUCAGAGUGCCACUCGGUUUAUGGAGUUUGACCAAAGUGUGUAUUUUGUGGGCACUGGAUGUGGUACAUUGAAUAUUUGUUCGUACCACAGCUCACGAAAUAAAUAUAUUAGGAAAGUCAAGGCUCACUUUGGAUCCAUUAACUCUUUGGAAUGUUCUCCGUUCAGUAAACCCGUAUUUUUAACUUCAGCAAGAGAUCGCUGCAUUAACAUUUGGGUGGGUUUUAAGCUCAAAGAACCGGUGUUAAUCUUAAACUGCGAACAACAUGUCGAGAAAGCCAUUUGGAGCCCAACUCGAUCAACCAUUAUUGCAUCGAUCGCGGAAAACACGAUACAAAUUUGGGAUUUAGCAUUAUCCUUUUUGGAUCCAGUAGUAGUUCACGAUAUGGAGCCUAAGCAAAAACCUACCGAUAUAAAAUUUACUCCAAAUGGUUUCAAUAUAUGCGUAUCAGACGUGUUCGGUUAUGUAAAUUUCUUCACGUUGGCAGGUGUACCAGUAAAAAUGAUCAAUCCAGAACGCAGUCUCAUGAUAAAUAUAGCAAAAAGCGUAGAAGAUAAAAAAUAUUUGGUUGCGGAUCUUUGUAAAGAACAGCCGGAAUAUAUUGAAAUUUUUAAAGAGUUACAGUAUAGGUACCAAAAGGAAAACAUAGUAUUCUAA